CGUGUUAGCGCCGUGAAACAACUGUGGCUAUGAGCGACGUACAGAUGUGGACAGAUGGAGAGAGGACAGCAGGAAGGAGUUAGUAUGCGUCCUGGGCCGACUUCAGGGGGAACUGUGUCGACAUUCGUCUGGAAAGUCUUCGAAAAAAAAAAAGGGAAACUUCAAGACAAGUCAGUGGUAGGAUUCGAACCCAGCACCUUCCAGUCUUCAGCACGACCUCUGCAAUACCACCAACGAGGGUGCUUCACGCUUCACCCACUGGGGGUGCGAGGGGUGCGGUUCGCACCGGGUGACGUAACGGAGGAUUGGGAGAAUUGGACGGCCUCACGGGGACCCACGGGGAUGAAGCGGCGGCGGCGUGCCAUGCCGCCGAACCGCUGCUGCGACGACAAUUUUUCGGCACUGUCAUCGCGGGUGCGCUGCUUCUUGGUCGUGGUCGUCGUGCUCGUCGUGGUCGUCGCUGUCUUUGUCCCUCUCUACUUCUUGGUCUUUCGGCACCACUUCCCGCACUUCUGGAGUUCCAUCACCGGUGGCACGUCCGGGCCUGACGAUGGCUCAAACACGGGCAAUGGAUGGCAACCUGAUUGUCCUGAUCUCCCUGUGCUGGAUCGCGACCGCUACGACUGCUACCCGGACGACAGCAAAGUGACCAGGCAGCGAUGCGAAGAAAGAGGUUGCUGCUGGGCGCGGUUGGCCAUCGAUGACAUCAUUGACAAGGACCCGGACCUCAAGGUUGAGCCCUUCAGAGAUAAAAUCCCCGCUUGUAUCUACCCCCGUAACUACGGCUACCGGAUCUCUGGAAAGGAGGAGCCCUUUUAUGGUGGAUUCGAACUUCCUCUGCAGCGGAUCCCGGCUCCUUCUCGUUACGGCGACGAUGUACACCACAUCAGGGUACGCGUCGAGAUGCAGACGCCACACAGGCUACGCAUCAAGAUCUACGAUCCAUCGGAUGAGAGGUACGAGGUACCCGAUCCCGUGAUUCCCAUGGACCGCGUCCCCGAUGCAGAAAGUGCGGAGCAGGUUCGAAUGUACGCGACUACCUACAAUCUUGGCGAAAAUGCGCCGUUCAGUAUCAAAGUACGCCGUGCGGACACAGGAAUUGACAUCUUCGAUACGGGCGUUGGAGGGCUGACAUUUUCUCACCAGUUCUUGCAAAUCUCGACGAAGCUUCCAUGUCAUCGAAUCUAUGGAUUGGGUGAACAUCUGCAUAAAACGUUCCCUCACGACACAAAAUGGCGGACGUGGAGCUUCUUCAACAGAGACGCAUACCCCGAGGAUUUCUCUAACCUGUACGGGUCUCACCCGAUGUACAUGUGCGUUGAGAAGGACUUUAAUGCACAUGCAGUGCUGCUGCUCAAUAGUAAUGCCAUGGAAGUGCAACUCCAGCCAACCCCAGCCAUCACAUUCCGCACGACGGGUGGCAUCUUGGAUUUCUACUUCUUUCUAGGUCCUACGCCAGAGGACGUCGUCAAGCAGUACACGGCUGCCGUAGGGCGUCCCAUGAUGCCUCCGUACUGGGCAUUGGGAUUCCAUCUAGGUCGGUGGGGAUAUGGAAGCGCGGAAUACGUGGAAGAGGUGCAGAAGAAAAUGCGAGACAUGGAUAUGCCUCAAGAUGUUGCUCACUUGGACAUGGAUUACCGGUCCCACUAUCGUAUGUUCACCUUGGACGAAGACAAAUUUGCAAAACUUCCCGACGUUGUACGGGACAUUAAAGGCCGCGGCCAACAUGUGAUGCUAGUCUUAGAUCCUGCCAUUAGUUCUGCAAAGGACAAAGGCGUCUAUCCCGCCUAUACGACGGGCGCCUCCCUUGGAGUCUUCGUCAACGACACUUGGGGAAACCAACACCUGCAAGGCGCUGGUUGGCCAGGACCUGUUGUCUUUCCUGACUUUGGCAAUCCUUCUACACAGCCGUGGUGGACCGAAGAAUUGAAACAGUUUCACGAACUACUGCCCUUUGACGGUAUUUGGAUUACGUCCAACGAGCCCUCAAACUACGUCAACGGUUCCAUAAGUGGCUGUGUCUACGAUGACCUCAACAGGCCUCCUUACAAGCCAAAAACAAAAGGAAAUAGUCUAUUCGAGGGAACCUUGUGCAUGGACGCCGUGCAAUGGCUCAACGGAAUUCAACGGCGUCAUUACGACAUCCACAACCUGUACGGCCAUAUGAUGAGCGCCGCCACUUAUCAGUCCCUGGCUGAAUUAUUUGGACACCGUCGUUUUUUGCUGAUGUCCCGUUCCACCUUCGUCGGAAGCGGUCGCUACGUUGGUCACUGGCUCGGGGACAAUGCUAGCCGUUGGCCUGACAUGGCACACUCAAUACCCACCAUUCUGGAGUUCUCCAUCUUCGGCAUCCCGUUGGUAGGAGCGGACAUUUGCGGAUAUUUCGAUGAUGCUGCAGAAGAGCUGUGUCUGCGAUGGACACAACUAGGAAUAUUCUAUCCUCUUGCCAGAAACAACAACGCUAUCCAUAACAGAGCGCAAGACCCAUCGGCGUUCAGCGAAAGCUUUCAGAACAUGGUGCGAAGAGCUUUGAAAAUAAGAUAUGAACUGUUGCCGUAUCUCUACACACUCUUCUACGACGCUCAUACCAAAGGCACAACAGUGGCUAGGCCUCUUUUCCACGUGUUUCCGGACGACAUUGAUACUCAUGACAUCGACAAACAGUUCAUGUGGGGCGACGCUUUGCUGAUCAGUCCAGUACUGGAACAGGGGUCCAUUCUCGUCGACGGAUAUUUCCCUAAGGGUACCUGGUACGAUUACCAUACAGGACAGGUCUUCGCCGAAGGGCCGUUAGGCCAAUGGCUGCCCAUUCAUUCUUCCAUGGACAACCCUGAGAGGCCAUGUAACCUGCACGUGAGGGGAGGAUCAAUAAUCGUUACACAAAGACCCGCUAAUACUACCGCAGUGAGCCGUAGAAACCCUAUGAAACUCAUUGUUGCACUGAGCCAUACACAGGAGGCAGUAGGUGACCUCUACUGGGACGACGGUGAAACCAAAGAUGCUCAUAUCCUUGGUGAAUGCAUCUUUGUGAAUUUUCGAGCAUUCAACAACACUUUGAACAUCACCAGUUUCCCCCAGAAGCAAGCGUUCCAGUCCAGCUUCGAUAUGGUGUCCAUUACAGAAGUUAAUGUCUUCGGUGUGCCAAGGAGGCCUCAACGCGUCAUUCUGGACGACGACUAUCCAUUGAACUUGAGGCAGUUCAGGUGGCAUCACACCCGCAGGGUGGCUAUCUUCAAGAAUAUUUUACUUCCACUGUCAAAGAACAGCACAAUCAAGUGGUUUAUGCGCUGAACACUCUCAGUCGAGGCUUCAACGCGACCAUCCUGUCGUGCAGCUGCUGUGAUAGUCAUGAGAGAUGUCUUUAUCCAACGUGAAAACUAAGUCAUACACCGUUCCACUGCCGGUUCUCCUUCAACCAGCUUGAGGGCUUCCAAAGAUAGUUUCACUAUUAUAGCAUCCAUCGUAUACAGUUCCUAGACCUGUAUGUGGAGGAUGGUCAGCGGUGCCGAAAGCCGGCCAGUGCUGGCGCCACCUAUAGAUAUUGAAGACCUUCUUGUGUAAUGUCGAGAUGUCGUCUGCUUCAGCCAAGCCGAUAGCCAAGCACAGACUUUCUGUGGCUAUUAGUGGCUGCACUUGCGGCUCACGGCAGCUCGUCUCCAUAGCCGAAAGCACUGUCGUGAUUGGUGGGCUCUUGACUACGUCACGUCUUUUAAGUGAUUAGGCUUUGUUUAGCUAGGUGGUGUUGGCACUUUCCUCCUGUCCUGCAUGUAUGGGAAAGCAUGCCGUCUGCGGUAGCUGAUCUUUCUAAAUAACACCUUGCCAAAUGCCAACGCUGGUUGUGUGAGACUUAUUGUUCAUAUAUGUGCCUAGUAUUCGUGCUCAAUGUAAUAUAGCUCAUCGAAACAAAAACAAAAGUGAAACGAGAAAUAACUCGUAUAUGCCAUCUUCAACCCCGUGUGUGUCCCAUUUUGCAACGUCGGGAUUGAAUUGUGCGAGAAUUUGACGCAAUUUCACGGAAUGUCUCUGAGAGCAGUUAGUCAACAGAAAUAAAGUUGGUAUUGAUGGUCAUUAUGGCGAUUGCCAUUCGGCCGCCGAAUAUCUCAAAAUGUAAGGAAGGGACAGAAACACUUGUUCCGAUUAUAUUUACACCGUCUUCGUCAUUCGUCGUGUAAACUAGACAGGAUUGAGUGGUACUAUUAGGUACUCCAAAACUGGGGAUUUGUAAGCUUCCCGACGUGCGUAGUACUUCAAAAACAUCAAGAUUCACCUGUUUGAUGACUGUUGCUCGGAUUGCAAUUAUCCUUUUUGGGAAUGAUGUAUAUAUAAGAGUAAACAGGACGCAAGUUGUUAGUCAUGUAGGAUAUAAAGAAAAAAUAUACAUUUUGGCCCAAAGUGGGCUUGUAUGCUUUCCUUGGACCUCCAGAUAAUGCGAUAAGUUCAAAAUCUGCUUUUAUCACUCCUCCAACAGCUGCCACCACGCUGUCCGCCACACGGACAGCUUUCGACAGGGCAACAAAACUAACACUGUUUCCUCGUCGCAGUAGCAGUGUGUGUGUGUGCUUGUGUGUGAAAGCAAAUAAAACUAUGUUUGACAGUA
Molecule: messenger RNA, 4597 nt
Organism: Ornithodoros turicata
Lineage: Eukaryota; Metazoa; Arthropoda; Arachnida; Ixodida; Argasidae
Product: sucrase-isomaltase, intestinal-like
Exons: 23
Coding region: 55-3291 (1078 amino acids)
Biological process (GO): carbohydrate metabolic process
Molecular function (GO): alpha-1,4-glucosidase activity; carbohydrate binding
Source: RefSeq, a predicted model, not a curated record